UUCUACACGUGUGGGGAGAGAAAGACCAUUUACAAACAUGUUUGCUGAAGAAGAAUGGACCGAUUCCCCAUCACCAGAUGGAACUCAGGCUCUUUUUAAUGCAGUGUCAUCUGCUACUGGCAAGGAUAAGGUUGUGCGUAAGCAAAGUCUUUUGAGAACUUUGCAAACGUUGGGGUCAGUUCCAAUAUGGGAGACUGGGAAACCUUUUGGGGAGAGUGAUGAGGAGCCCGAGGACGCCCCUGUAGUCAAAACGAAAAAGAAAAGGUGCAAAAAACGUAAGAGGUCCUCGAACAUUAAUAAUGAAGGGAAACAACAGAAAGAACUGGAGCUUCCCGGAACACCUGUGAAGAAGAAGAAGCCAAUGAAAGAGAUCAUAAAAGAAACAAGUGCUAAGAUGUCACAAGAGUCCAAAAAGGAGGGAAGUGACAAAAAAGCUCAAACUGGUAAAAAAGAAAGUGAAACAGAGAAAAGGCUGAGCAGAAAACAGUGGAGGAACAGGAUAAAGAACAAGAAACUUUGUAAGAACAAGUAUUUACCGAAAACAACAGGUGCUGAUAAUGCCAAGGCCAAAGAGGAACCCUUAGUUCAAACACAAGAUGCCACAGGAGUACAAAAAGUUAAAAAAAAUAACAAGUCAUCCAAAAAAAUGAAGAAGUCUUGUGAAAACAAUGGCAUUUCUUUUGUCAUGGGCAACACUGAAAAUUGCAAGGACUCGGUUUUUUCAAGUAUGAGCUCUGAUCAAUUGCAAUCUAUAGCACAUGAAACUUCUUGUACAGAAACUAAAAUAGUAGAUGACUCUCUUAGCAACAGUAAAGUCUCACAUGAAGUGGGAGAUAAAGAGAAACCAUGCAAAAUGUCGAAAAAAUCCCAAUUACAGGCAUACAAAUUGCGUCGUAUUUUAAAGUUGCAUCAUACUCAGGAUAGUAAAACAGCCACAGAUGAACAAGAACCAAAGGACAAAAUAGUGAAUUCUAAGGGUGAUGAAGAGCAACCGCCUCUUGAUCGUUCAAGUGCUUUAAGGUCAAAGAUGGUGAAGCAGUUAGAAGCUGCUCGAUUCCGCUACAUCAAUGAGCUGCUUUACACGUCAACCAGCGGUGAAGCCAAACUCAUGUUUCAUCAGGACCGUGAAGCCAUUGGGAUUUAUCACAGGGGGUACACAGCACAGGUUCAACACUGGCCUGCAAACCCUGUGGAUUCAAUAAUUUCCUAUAUUCAACAAAGACCAGUUUCUUUAGUUGUUGCAGACUUUGGUUGUGGGGACUGUAAAAUUGCACAGAGUGUAAAGAAUAAAGUUCAUUCUUUUGAUCUGGCUCCAGUUUGCGAACUUGCCACUGCAUGUGACAUGGCAAAGGUGCCGCUUCGUGAGUCCACGGUAGAUAUUGCUGUGUUCUGCCUUUCUCUUAUGGGGACAAAUCUUGGUGAUUUUUUGGCAGAAGCAAACAGAGUGCUGGUUAUGGGGGGCAUUCUUAAAAUAGCAGAAGUGGCCAGUAGAUUUGAAAAUGUGCGCUUGUUCAUUAGUGCAUUGUCAAGUUUGGGAUUUAAGUUAGUCAAUAAGGAUACAGAGAACAGCCACUUCUACUCCUUUGAGUUCAUUAAGACAGGAAAAGCACCAGAGAAUGUAAGGAAAGCUGGGCUUCAACUUAAACCUUGUCUGUAUAAGAAACGAUAAAUGUUUAAGAGAGUGAUGGU
Molecule: messenger RNA, 1689 nt
Organism: Xyrauchen texanus (razorback sucker)
Lineage: Eukaryota; Metazoa; Chordata; Actinopteri; Cypriniformes; Catostomidae
Product: ribosomal RNA-processing protein 8-like
Exons: 8
Coding region: 38-1669 (543 amino acids)
Biological process (GO): regulation of transcription by glucose; rDNA heterochromatin formation; cellular response to glucose starvation
Cellular component (GO): rDNA heterochromatin; chromatin silencing complex; nucleolus
Molecular function (GO): methyltransferase activity
Source: RefSeq, a predicted model, not a curated record